Molecule: messenger RNA, 842 nt
Organism: Tinamus guttatus (white-throated tinamou)
Lineage: Eukaryota; Metazoa; Chordata; Aves; Tinamiformes; Tinamidae
Source: RefSeq, a predicted model, not a curated record
UCUCUCCUUUAAGGCAUGCAGGACUUCAAUUACCUUUACACCAACUGCUUUGAAAUCACCCUGGAGCUCAGCUGCAAUAAAUUCCCCCCCGAGGAGGACCUGGAGCGACAGUGGAUUGCCAAUCGGGAGGCCCUUGUGGCUUUCAUUGAAGAGAUUCACCAGGGCAUCAAAGGGAUGGUGUCAGACGAGAACAACAACGGCAUUGCAGGAGCAGUGAUUUCUGUCCAGGGAAUCAGCCAUGAUGUCACCUCUGGUGAUAUGGGGGACUAUUUUCGGCUCCUGCUGCCUGGUACUUACACUGUUACAGCCUCUGCAGAGGGCUACCAGUCCCAAACAGUGACAACAACAGUGGGACCAGCUGCACCUUCAUUGGUGCAUUUCCAGCUCAAACAAGACGUGGUGAGGAAGCCCCCAGAGCGUAAAACCUCAGGCUCACGUAUGAACAACAAAGCUCUUCAGAAGAAGGUAGUGCCAAGAGCCACCCACCGGGGGACCCAAAGAUGAAGACGGCGCCCUUGGCUGAGAGCUGGGGGAAGCCAUUUGUAGGAGGCCUGGCUGAUGACUGCAGCCAACUGCAGUGAACUUUCCAAGAGUCCAGCAUGAAACUAGCCCAAAUUAUGAGGUUAUUAAAUGAGGAAGUAUUUAAUCCCUGAGCAAAUAGUGAAGUCAUUCACAACAGAAUGUGCCUAGGCCGCAGUUCCCAGGGCAGAGUGUCUGUAGCUGCUGAGCUGUUCUCCUGCACUCAGUCCACCUAGGUCAGCUCUGCUCCCUUACUCUUGGACUCAACUGAGUUGCUACAGGCCACAUGAGGUGUUCAAACCCUAGUGCAUAACAGAGAAUGA